Molecule: messenger RNA, 574 nt
Organism: Onychostruthus taczanowskii (white-rumped snowfinch)
Lineage: Eukaryota; Metazoa; Chordata; Aves; Passeriformes; Passeridae
Product: olfactory receptor 14I1-like
Exons: 1
Biological process (GO): G protein-coupled receptor signaling pathway
Cellular component (GO): membrane
Molecular function (GO): G protein-coupled receptor activity
Source: RefSeq, a predicted model, not a curated record
GAGAGCACAAAUGUCCAACAGCAGCUCCAUCAGCUACUUCCUCCUGCUGGCAUUGGCAGACACGCGGCAGCUGCAGCUCCUGCACUUCUGCCUCUUGCUGGGCAUCUCCCUGGCUGCCCUCCUGGGCAACGGCCUCAUCAUCAGCGCCGUAGCCUGCGGCCAGCACCUGCACACGCCCAUGUUCUUCUUCCUGCUCAACCUGGCCCUCAGCCACCUGGGCUCCAUCUGCACCACUGUCCCCAAAGCCAUGCACAAUUCCCUCUGGGACACCAGCAACAUCUCCUAUGAAGGAUGCACUGCUCAGGUAUUUUUGUUUGUAUUUUUCUUUUCAGCAGAAGUUUCCCUCCUGACCAUCAUGUGCUACAACUGCUACGUGUCCAUCUGCAAACCCCUGCACUAUGGGACCCUCCUGGGCAGCAGAGCUUGUGCCCACAUGGCAGCAGCUGCCUGGGCCAGUGCCUUUCUGGAUCUGGCAGUGUCAGUUCUGUACUCAGUGGUGCCUCCAGCCCUGAACCCCCUGAUCUACAGCCUGAGGAACCAGGAGCUCAAGAAUGCCCUGGGAAAACUGGAGACU